This is a messenger RNA of Phyllopteryx taeniolatus (common seadragon), 1158 nucleotides long. It is a transcript of the gene sap30bp, whose product is annotated as SAP30 binding protein. Lineage: Eukaryota; Metazoa; Chordata; Actinopteri; Syngnathiformes; Syngnathidae. Gene Ontology annotation, cellular component: nucleus. The record is from RefSeq and is a predicted model, not a curated record. Gene Ontology annotation, biological process: regulation of DNA-templated transcription.
AUGACGUUUUAUGUCUGCGCCGGGCUGAGAAGCGACAUUCACGAGUGCAUUGACGAGGCAAUGGCCAGUGGUAAAAAAAGUGCACUUCUUUCGUCUUUGGCGGAUUAUGGAGACGAUUCAGAGCCCGACUACUCUGACCCCGAACCAGAAGAGACAGAGGAGGAACAUGGAGGCGCAGGAGGGCUUGUGUUCAGCUACGACGAGGAUGACCUCAAUCGAACUGAGGGCAUCGUCGACAAGGAAUCUGAAAAUGAAGACAGCCGAGAAAGUAACUUGGAAAUGACGAAUGACGAGUCUGACGAGGCAAGGGACGCAGAUGAUGUUGAGGUAUCAGAAGUAGAAGCAAAAGACCCAAACGAGCUUGUUGCUCUCUUCUCAGAGAAGGUGAGAAACAUGUCACCUGAUGAGAUCAGAAUUCCACCCGAGCCCCCGGGACGCUGCUCCAGCCAACUUCAGGAGAAGAUCCACAAGCUGUACGAAAGAAAGCUCCAUGGAGAUUUCGACACUAACAGCCACAUUCAGAAGAAAAAAGAAUUCAGAAAUCCAAGUAUUUACGAGAAGCUCAUUCAGUUCUGCAGUAUAGACGAACUGGGCACUAACUACCCAAAAGAUAUGUUUGAUCCUCACGGCUGGUCAGAGGACUCGUACUACGAAGCUCUCGCUAAAGCACAAAAAGUGGAGAUGGACAAGCUGGAGAAAGCCAAAAAGGAGCGGACCAAGAUCGAGUUUGUCACAGGUACGAAAAAGGGCACCAACCCAUCCAACACAUCAGCUUCAACCACAAACAGCAGCAGCACAACCAACACAGCCACAGAUUCUCACAAGAGGAAGAGCAAGUGGGACUCUGCCAUCCCAGUGACCCUGGCCCAGCCCACGCUCAUCAGCACCACCACGGCCACCCUGCCGUCCGUCGUGUCUGUGACGACGACAGCCAGCGGCACCAAGACCACCGUCAUCUCUGCGGUGGGCACCAUCGUAAAGAAAGCCAAACAGUGAAACCGGUCCCUGUGCAGAUGAUUGAAAGCUACUGGUGCAGCAUUAUGGCUCUUGUUCCAAAAAGGCAUUUUGAGGACAUAUGAUUUUAUUUUUUAUUUUUUUAACAUUUGUAAAUACUGUGUUGCUGAUACAGUAAAUAAAUAAUCAGAUAUUGCCUUUUCA